Molecule: messenger RNA, 594 nt
Organism: Solanum verrucosum
Lineage: Eukaryota; Viridiplantae; Streptophyta; Magnoliopsida; Solanales; Solanaceae
Exons: 2
Coding region: 99-356 (85 amino acids)
Source: RefSeq, a predicted model, not a curated record
AUUUUAGGCAAAUGUCACAAUAUUAAGAGCUAAUUUUAGAGAAGCCGAAGAUAGCUCCCAGCUUUAUUGUGAUAGAGAAGCCGAAGAUAGAAAGAGAGAUGCAUCUAUGGCCAUCUUUGAGAUUAAGGGAUUCUUUCAAAUUGGGUUACUUGAAGAAUCUUGAAUGGAAUCUCCAUAGAAUGAACAGUCAGAAGCAACGUGACAACGAUCAGAAGCUUUUGGAUGAGCCAACCAGCAGUUCUAAUAACGGUGGACGAGAAAAAUUUGAGCUGUUUUGUAGAGAAUUCCUCAUGAUCCUUUCUUGCUGCUACUGUUGUUUCUGCUGUGGAGCUUGUGUUGCUGAUGAAGAAGACUAAAAGGCAGAAAGAUAUUGGAAGAAUCUAUUGGAAUUAGAAACUGUUAAGAUAAUAUUGAGACUUAUUGAAAAUUGUUUGCUGUAAUUUAAGCUUCACAGCUGUUGUGCUAACUCAAUUAUUGUUUGUCUGUAUUGAAUUAUAUUGGGGAGUAAUUUAACCAUAGAUUAGGAAAUGAUUUAGGUUUCAUUUAAUGGUAGAUCUCAACAACUGGAAGUUUGCAAUCGUGAUAAAUUACAUC